Molecule: messenger RNA, 2375 nt
Organism: Gaeumannomyces tritici R3-111a-1
Lineage: Eukaryota; Fungi; Ascomycota; Sordariomycetes; Magnaporthales; Magnaporthaceae
Product: endoglucanase
Exons: 2
Coding region: 551-1915 (454 amino acids)
Source: RefSeq, a predicted model, not a curated record
GGAGUCAUCUGGUUGGCUCAUGCGGACUCGUUGGAGACGUUGAGAUGGCGGACAAAGCGAGUAUAAACCAGCCCGGUCCUCCUCCCUCUGCUGCCCUCUCUGUUUGUUUGCCUCUCCCACAGGAAACAUCGGACAGAAGUUCCUACCUUCGGUGCUCAGCUUUUCUCGGCCUUCUUUUCCAUUUUUCCCCUUUGGCUCUGCCCUUUCCAUUCUUGCCGGCUCCCAUUGUCCUACGACACAGAAAACGCUCACUUUGCCAUUCUUCUCUAUUCAUCGUCCAGCGGGCCCUAUUGUUGCACCCUGAACAAAGAGAUCGAGCCUGGUUUGCUCGUUGUCACACGUCCCAUUCUGCGACUUGGACUUGUUUCCUUCUUCCUCGAGACCCGCCCGCGGCUGUUGCAUAUAAACGAGACACCCGGCUGCUUCCAUUCCACGCUCACUUUGACCUGGACUCCAAGACCCAGACGUUAUCUCAACUUUCAGCACACCACAUCGCGAACCACAUCGCGAACCACAUCAGACUCAAAUAACCACUCACAACGACGUCACAAUGCCGUCCUUCUUCCAAGCAGCCACACUCCUCGCGCUGGCCGCGACGGUAGUCCAGGGUCACAUGGAGAUGUCGUUCCCUCCGCCUCUGCGGUCCAAGUUCAACUCGCUGGCCACCACCAAGGACAACGACAUGACGGCCCCUCUCUCGCCCUCGGGCGCCAACUACCCGUGCAAGGGCUACCUCUCGGAUCUUGGCACCCCGGGCGGCCAGUCGGUCGUCACCUUCACCCCCGGCCAGAAGAGCAACAUGACCAUCGUUGGCGGCGCUGCUCACAACGGCGGCUCGUGCCAGGCCUCGCUCUCGUACGACAAGGGAAAGACUUUCACCGUCAUCCAGUCCAUCAUCGGCGACUGCCCCGUCAAUGGCGGCUCCAGCUUCGACUUCACCAUCCCCGACGACGCCCCCGCUGGUGACGCCGUCUUCGCCUGGUCCUGGUCCAACAAGGUCGGCAACGCCGAGUUCUACAUGAACUGCGCUAGCGUCACCAUCGGCGGCACCAAGAACAAGAUCCGCGGCAUGCCCCGUCCCCGCGCCGCCGUCGCCUACUCUGCCCGCCCCGCCAUGUUCGUCUCCAACGUCGGAAACGGCUGCAAGACGGAGAACAUGGUCGUCGACUACCCGAACCCCGGCCCUGACGUCACCCGCAACGGACAGGCCACUGCUCCCUCGUGCGAUGGUGGUGCUGGCAAGGGCCCUGUCGGCGGCGGCGGUGGUAACGGCGGUGGUAACGGCGGCGGUAACGGCGGCGGAUCCGGCAAGCCCUCUGCUGCUCCCGGCGGCGGAAACGGCGGCGGUGCUGCUCCCUCGGCCGCUCCCUCGUCUCCCGCUGCUGCUCCCCCGGCGACCACGCCUGCCACCAAGCCCAUCGCCGCUCCGACUUCUGCUGCCCCCACCAAGGCGACUUCUUCUGCUGGCAGCGGCAAUGGUGCUCCCAGCGUUCCUGGCGGUGUUUUCAUCACCGCCUCCCCCGGCGGAAGCAACUCUGCGGCCCCGACUGCGGCGCCCGCGCCCUCGCCCACGACGUCCAGGGUCGCCGACGGCACGGCUGCUCCCACUGUCCCUGCCCAGCCGGCUGCGCCUACGGGCUCUCCCGCCCCUGCGCCCGCCCCUGCGCCCGGAACCGGCACUGGCGGUGGUUCGGCUGGCCAGCUUAGCGGCAAGUGCAGUGACGAGGGCGCCUACAACUGCAUCGGCGGCUCCAGCUUCCAGCGCUGCGCCUCGGGCAGCUGGAGUGUGCCCAUCUCCAUGGCCCCCGGCACCACCUGCACCGCCGGCCAGUCCAGCACCCUGAGCAUCACCAAGCGUCGCUUCCGCCGCGGUGGCGCCCGUCGGGCCGACACGGCUUGGGAGCGUUCUGAAUAAACUCGGCCGACGCACAAGUAGCAACAACCAUCUCGGCGGCCUUCAUUUUUGGGCCGACUGGGACUGAGGAUGCAUGGGCCUGAGGCUCGACCUUCCUCAUAUUUCACUUCCUUUCACACUCCUUUUUGUGAAUCCCGUUUCUUCUCAUUCAUUCAUGAUGUCUCUUAUGGUAUUGGUAAACGGAACAUACCAAAGGCGCACUUUGGAGGGCGAGCAUAAUCUCGGCCCUCGUUGCAUUUAAUGGCGUUAAGACGGCACGGAACAGGACCCCAUGAUCACUCAUCUUUUCCGAAGACGAGAGGGGCCUCCGGCAUGCUUCUUUUUUCCUUUCACGAUUCUCCUGUACAUAGGGGAGCCCUUUCGUGAGCCUCGCUCUUGGGGCUCUCGAGACCACACAUACUAUAAAAAAGGACAUGUUCUUCCAAAAACUGACUGUUCAAUGAUACAAUGUGACUCGGAA